CCGUGAUGCUCCAUGAUCCGCGACAUCCAACCAAGUAUCUUGAUAAACUGUAUGACGAAGAUCACGAAGCUCAUGACCAAGCUUCCACGCACGAUACUUACUUGACCAGCAUUCACCACACUGCUGGAGAUACCAGGAAGGCGAGGAGAAAUAUCACCGCAGCAACCUCACCUUUGGAGACGGCAAGACUGCGUUCUUGCAUCAGUGACCGCCGUCGCUCACAUCACGUUCGUAAACCCGAAUAAUGCUCUCUCAUGUCGUAACUGCAUCAUACCAGGAAAAGUCGACUUCACCUCAUCUUCAGCAAAAAGCUCCGUCGCCUCACCGCUCAAGGAUGAGUCGCUUUCACCUCAUCGUCAUGCCUAAACCGGUUCGCAACCCCACAGCCCUGCAACCCGACGUCGCUGCACUCAUUGACCUCACCUUCACCAACAGCUCCACAAGCCAAACCUUACCCGCCGACCCGACACUCAAAAACCCAGAUCGCAGCCCACCGCCAGCAGUUCACAGCGGCCGCACUCAACUUACCAAUUCAACAGCGUCACGCAUUGAACAACUGCUCUCACACUCACCCUCACUGAACAGCUCCGCAGCUCGCCCUCGUAACGCGCAGCACCUAGCAGCCCGCACCUCGCACCCACCAACCCUACAAAUCAUCGAAUUUUACCCCCGCACCGCCACCAUCGGCGCCCAAUAUUUCGUUGUGUGCCGCACCGCCGACCAAGAUCAUCCCGAACGCUUUGUCCAAUUCCUGCCCGCAGGAACCGUCCGAAUCGAUCUUAUAGCCAUCUGGCUCGCGGAACAGAAAGCAGCCGAACGACGCGCGCGUGACGCAGCGGAAAACCGGGUGAAGCGCGCACCGUACUGCGCAGUCUGUCGCGAGAAGGUGGAUGUGGUCGAGGACAACGUUGUGGUUGCUUGUUGCGGUAUGUAUCGAUGCUUGGGAGCUGCAAGGACGAGCAGGGUUGACGUAAAGCAGAUUCGGCGCUCUGCACCACAUGCUCUGGCUUCUAUAGGAAAGACGUUGCGCGUGGACUCCAAGCACAACCGUGUUCAUGGUGCGGCUGAGUUGGGGGGGAACCAUGGACGAGUCUGGGGAGUCUGGGCGAAGCUGGGAAAGCAAUGCGGGCAUCAUGGACGCUGA
This is a messenger RNA of Dothidotthia symphoricarpi CBS 119687, 1144 nucleotides long. RefSeq lists its product as uncharacterized. The transcript has 2 exons. Lineage: Eukaryota; Fungi; Ascomycota; Dothideomycetes; Pleosporales; Dothidotthiaceae. The record is from RefSeq and is a predicted model, not a curated record. Bases 245 to 1144 code for a protein of 299 amino acids.